Molecule: messenger RNA, 2871 nt
Organism: Didymella exigua CBS 183.55
Lineage: Eukaryota; Fungi; Ascomycota; Dothideomycetes; Pleosporales; Didymellaceae
Exons: 2
Coding region: 80-2749 (889 amino acids)
Biological process (GO): peroxisome organization; very long-chain fatty acid catabolic process; long-chain fatty acid import into peroxisome
Cellular component (GO): peroxisomal membrane
Molecular function (GO): ATP hydrolysis activity; ATP binding; ABC-type transporter activity
Source: RefSeq, a predicted model, not a curated record
CCGCCCAGUGCGCCCACGGCGCUCCCAGUCCGUACACCAUGAUCUGAGCUCGUCGCCGGCACGACGCACAUGGCCCAUGAUGGCCGCUCAAUCGACGCUGCGAGCGCCGCAUGAUCGGCUACUCGCCCUCUACGACCGCUAUGCCCGCACCGUCCGCUCGCGCGUGGGCGGCGCCUCGAAGCUCACCAAGCUGCUGUCGACGCUCGCGCUGCUGCUCGCCAUCGUCGGCGCCGGCCAGGGCUGUCGCCGCUGGUACGCGGGCCGCCGCGCGGAAAAGGAGACGGGCAGGCGGCUGCUGCGACGCAACUCGGGGCUGAAGAACAAGGACGGCAGCAGGACCGUCUUCGUGCCGUACCGCGACGCAACGUCCAAGGUCGUCAUCCACCCGACCAAGCCGACCACGUUCGAUGCCCACCGCCGCCUCUUCCUGCAGCCGCCGCGCGCCGCGAGGAUGUCCGACGCGACGCCCGACGCGAGCAGCCCGCAGGCGCCGCCGCCGCACGCGAAGCCGGGGCUCAACCUGGCGUUCCUGCACCAGUUCCUCAGCCUGCUGAGCAUCAUGGUCCCGCGCUGGAACAGCAAGGAAACGGGCCUGCUGCUCGGCCACGGCGUGUUCCUGAUGCUGCGCACGUACCUGUCGCUGCUCGUCGCCCGCCUCGACGGCGACAUUGUGCGCGACCUGGUCGCCGGCAACGGCACCGCCUUCCUCUGGGGCAUUGGAAAGUGGCUGGGCGUCGGCACGCUGUCGUCGUACACCAACGCCAUGAUCAAGUUCCUGCAGGCAAAGGUCGCCAUCGCCUUCCGCACCCGCCUCACGCGCUACAUCCACGACCUGUACCUCAACGACCGCCUGAACUACUACCGCCUCGCCAACCUGGACGGCGGGGUCGGGCAGGGCGCCGACCAGUUCAUCACGCAGGACCUGACGCUGUUCUGCACGGCCGCCGCGUCGCUGUACUCGUCGCUGGGCAAGCCUGCCGUCGACCUGUGUGUCUUCAACUACCAGCUGUUCCGCUCGCUGGGGCCCAUUGCCCUGACGGCGCUGCUGAGCAACUACCUCGUGACGGCCACGGUCCUGCGGCGGCUCUCGCCGCCGUUUGGCAAGCUCAAGGCCGUCGAGGGCCGCCGCGAAGGCGACUUCCGCGCCCUGCACGCCCGCCUGAUUGCCAACGCCGAAGAAGUCGCCUUCUACGGCGGCGACCAGAUGGAGAAGCACUUUCUCGAGCGCGGCUUCAAGGACCUCAAGCACUGGAUGGAAGGCAUCUACAGCCUCAAGAUCCGCUACAACAUGCUCGAGGACUUUGUGCUCAAGUACUCCUGGUCUGCGUUUGGCUACCUCAUCACCUCCCUGCCCGUCUUCCUCCCCGCGUGGGGCGGUCUGGACGCUAGGGCCGCGCUCCCCGGCCUCGCGGGCGAGAGACAGGGCCGCGAGCGCAACCGCAUGAAAGACUUCAUCACAAACAAGCGCCUCAUGCUCUCGCUCGCCGACGCCGGCGGGCGGAUGAUGUACAGCAUCAAGGACCUGUCCGAGCUCGCGGGCUACACGUCGCGCGUGUACACGCUGAUCAGCACUCUGCACCGCGUCCACGCCGACGCGUACUCGGCGCCCCCAGGCACUCGGCCAGAGCUCUACUCGGUCGCCGACAUCCAGGGCACCGUGCACCGCGGCUUCGACGGCCUGCGCCUCGAACACGUCCCCGUCGUGGCCCCCUCGCUGCAUCCGCGCGGCGGCGACGAGCUGCUCGAGAGCCUGUCCUUUAUCGUGCACGCCGGCGAGCACCUGCUCAUCACGGGCCCCAACGGCGUCGGCAAGAGCGCCGUCGCACGCAUCGCAGCCGGCCUGUGGCCUGUGUACCGCGGCUUGGUCUCGCGGCCGCGCUCCGUCGGCACGGACGGCAUCAUGUUCCUGCCGCAGCGCCCGUACCUGUCCACCGGCACGCUGCGCGACCAGGUCAUCUACCCGCACACGGCCGUCGACAUGAAGGACGCCGGCCGCCGCGACGCGGAGCUGCAAGCCGUCCUCGACGAGGCCAAGCUGGGCUACAUGUCGGACCGCGAGGGCGGCUGGGACACGAAGAAGGUGUGGAAAGACGUCUUCAGCGGCGGCGAGAAGCAGCGCAUCGGCAUCGCGCGCCUGCUCUACCACGAGCCACGCUACGCCUUCAUCGAUGAGGGCACCUCGGCCGUCUCAUCCGACGUCGAGGGACUGCUGUACGAGCGCUGCAAGGCAAAGGGAAUCACACUAAUAACAGUAUCCACCCGCGCCUCCCUCAAACGCUACCACACGCACCUCCUCACCCUGGGCCUCGGCGAGUCCAGCGAAGAAUGGGAGUUUACGCGCAUCGGCUCCGCGACGGAGAAGUCGUCGGUCGAAAAGGAGCUCGCCGAGCUGCGCGACCGCCUCGCGAGCGUCGAGCAGUGGAAGGCGCGCAGGUCGGAAAUCGAGCGCGAGUUGGAGAGCGUGUGGGUCGAGGGCGGCGAGGAGCUGGCGCCGCCGCCCUACGCCGAGACGCUGGGCGGUGGCUCUUUGGGCGGAGAUGAAGACGGCGAGGGCGUGAGCGAGUCGGGCUGUGGCGGGAGCGAGUCGGGCGAUGAGGGGACGCAUGAUGGGGAGGGGACGCAUGAUGGGGAGGGGAUGCAUGAUGGGGAGGGCACGCAUGAUGGGGAGGGGACGCAUGAUGGGAUGAGCGCCGAGGGCGACGACUUUGGGUCGACGAGUUCCUGGAAUCCAGCGCACCGGCCGUCGUAGCAUCAGCACCAGCACCAGCAUCAGCAUUGACAAUCACAAUCACAGUCAUGUAAUGAAAGUCAUAGCAUUGACAAUCACAAUCACAGUCAUGUAAUCAAAGUCAUAGCACAACCACUCCGUUC